This is a messenger RNA of Alternaria ethzedia, 582 nucleotides long. RefSeq lists its product as uncharacterized. The transcript has 2 exons. Bases 1 to 582 code for a protein of 193 amino acids. Lineage: Eukaryota; Fungi; Ascomycota; Dothideomycetes; Pleosporales; Pleosporaceae. The record is from RefSeq and is a predicted model, not a curated record.
AUGGACCUCAUCGACGCCAGCAACGCCCCUGUUCCCAUCACCGUGGACCCCAUCACUGGCAACACCAUAUCCGCCAACGACACCGGAAACACGAUGGAGGACACCCAGAUGGCCGACCCCGAAGACCACACCAACGCGGCGAAUGACGAAGCCGAGGACUACUUCAUCGACAACAGCCCCACCUUCCACGACUUCGCCACCCUUCCUCCAGACACCAAGGCCACAAUCACCCGCCUCCUGGCGUCCGCUGGUGCCGCUUGGGAGUUCCGCUCCAUGGCCACCCCAUUCCCAGUCCAGUACCUCCCCGAUCCAGACUGCCACAACUGGGGUCUAGCGCUCAUCUCCGCGCUUAGCCGUCUGGCGGAUAUGACGCGCACUGGUUUCAAGUUGGAGGCCAUCGCGUUCGUCAUCAAGCACAUGAAAGAGCGGAAUGAGGUUCCUGGUAAUACCGAGGAUGAGAGGUCAAUAGCUACCGGCCUGCUCCACAAGGUCAAGGCCGAGGUCAUGGACGUGGCGGCUACCGAGGUCAUCGAGGUCGUGGUCGAGGUCGUGGUGGUGGAGCGAGGGGACGAGGAGGUAUGA